Zea mays is the source of this 1091-nucleotide messenger RNA. Its product is annotated as protein DCL, chloroplastic-like. Gene Ontology annotation, biological process: chloroplast organization; chloroplast rRNA processing. The transcript is spliced from 3 exons. The coding region runs from base 244 to 549 and encodes 101 amino acids. NCBI's taxonomy places the organism in Eukaryota, Viridiplantae, Streptophyta, Magnoliopsida, Poales, Poaceae. Gene Ontology annotation, cellular component: chloroplast. The record is from RefSeq and is a predicted model, not a curated record.
CGUAUUUUGCAGCCACAUGAACCAGAACAAAAUGAGAGCAUCUAUGAUUUCCUAUGCAGCUCUAAAGUUCGGAAUUUUGAAAAGAAUCAUUUGGAUACCCGUAGACAAAGUACUGAAAAUGCUUCGAUAUGUAGAUUAGCAUGCAAGUCUUCUAAAGGCAGUACGACCGUCAAUGGUGUUGCUAUAACUAUCGACCAGGACUUUCUUCAUGCUAAAGUCAGUAUAUGGGAUAACAUUAUCGAUAUGCGUACUUCCUUACAAAACAUGCUAAGAGAGUACCCGUUAAAUGGAUAUGUGGCGGAGCCAGAUAAAUCACAGUUAAUCGAGGCCCUGAAAUUUCAUUCCAGAGGUGCUGAAAAGAUCGGUGUGGGAGUAAGAGAAAUUAAGAUCGGGUUGAAUCCUAGUCACCCAGGUACAAGGUGCUUCAUUUUGCUGAGAAACGAUGAUACCACUGAAGACUUUUCUUACCACAAGUGUGUUCAGGGUGCUGCAGACUCUAUCUCACCCCAGCUCGGAAGUUAUUUGAAGAAACUAUAUUACAGAGCAUAAGCUUAUGCAACACUCCCACUAGUUCAUUUUUUUAACUAAAACGUGGCAAAUAAAAAAGAACGGAUGGAGUAGGAUUUUGGAAAGUGUUCCUGGCAACAUCUUGUUCUGAUCAGACCAUAUUACCAAUUUCUGAUAAGGAAACUACGUGUCGCAUUUUAAGGAUGAGGUGAAAACUGAAAGGGUCUGGCGCUCAGAACUCAGAAGGUCUUCUGGACUGGAGGUGUAUGUCAACUCAACUCAAUGGGACUAUGUAAGGUGGGCCUGAGUCAUGACUGCGGUUUCAUGCCUGCAAUUCUCUAGUCAGUAGUAUAAAUACUAGUCUGCGUGUUUUCUAAUAUGAAGAUCCAUCUAUUUUAUUACUUAACCAUAGCGUAGAUGAUUGGUAACAGAUAGAUACAUUUUAUUUACUGAUUAAAAUGCAGCAGCGACUCCCCGAACUUAAAACAGGUAAACGGGUGUGGAAACUUAGUGGCUCAUUCAAAACUGUCUAAAAUCGGGUUUGCUCAAACAAAGUGUCGACAUGGCAUGUCAUGUUGAAAUCA